UUACUACCUUAUUUACCUAUGGGUAGGUGUUUAAUGUAAUGCUCAUACGUUCAGCUUAUUAAAUUACAUUUUUUUUUAAUACAAUUUAAAUGUUCCUCAGUAUAAAAUUAAAACAUCUACUAAUAACAUUGGUUUUGACAUCAAUAUUUGCUGAAAUCGCAGGAAUAAAAUGGGGAGCGGCUAAAGCAGCGAAAAAAAAAAAGAAAAUUACAGAUAAGAAAAAUAAAGAAACGGAAGGACUUUGUGAAACACUCGAAGACUUUUAUCGACAAAAAAUAUUUAUAAAAGUAGCUAAUCGGUAUUUUAAAUCUGAAGAAGGAAAAGGUCUAAAAACCCGCGUAAAUGCAGGUAAAAAAAAGAAAAAAAGGCAUAAAAAAAAACCACCUAGAAUCCAUAAUUGUCUUGACUCAUUGGAUUAUAAUGAAUUUUUAACACAUUAUUACAAAAACAACGAAAAAAAGCCGAUACAAUUAAAAUGUGAUUUACUUAAGCCUAAAUUAUCAUUUGUACCCGAAGUUCUAUGCGAAACAAUUGGGCAGUAUUUUCUUCAAUUUGGUGUUAAAGUGUACUAUAAUUUUUUUAAAUAUUUAUUUAACAUAGGAAAAAAAGCAAAAAGAGGUAUUUUUUCAAGAAGUGUGACUGGUCAAAUGAAACGUCUUGUCAAAAAAUAUGAGGAAAGCGGAGACAAGGAGAAGCAUGCGAAAGAAAUUCAAAAAUGGGUGGAUAGGUUUUAUGAUCUGAGUUGCAGUAAGAUUAUGCCACAUUAUAAUGCAUUUUACAUAUUUUACAAUGAUUAUUCAAAGUCUAAAGAACAUAAGGGUUUUGUUAAAACUGCAACUUGUGAUUAUUUUGUACGCAUACCUAGAAUAGAUACAGAGAAUGAAAUACCCAAAAAGUUAACAAAUAAAGUAUAAACCAUAAAUUAUGGAUUCGUGUUUAGGUGAAAAAACUUUUACAAGGGUAGCGAUAUAGGCAUAUAUUUUUAUGUUUAAUAUUUUUAUUAAAUGACAUCCUUUAUCAUUAUAUCCUAACUAUUAUAGUAUGCAUAUAUCAUUAUAGCAUUAACAUUUAACACACAGUGUGUUACACACUUAUAUUGUAUUUGUAAACCGGAAGACUAAAAUAAAGAAAAACAAUUACAUAGGUACUUAAUA
This is a messenger RNA of Acyrthosiphon pisum (pea aphid), 1154 nucleotides long. RefSeq lists its product as uncharacterized. The record is from RefSeq and is a predicted model, not a curated record. The transcript has 2 exons. Bases 90 to 914 code for a protein of 274 amino acids. NCBI's taxonomy places the organism in Eukaryota, Metazoa, Arthropoda, Insecta, Hemiptera, Aphididae.